Molecule: messenger RNA, 1067 nt
Organism: Rhododendron vialii
Lineage: Eukaryota; Viridiplantae; Streptophyta; Magnoliopsida; Ericales; Ericaceae
Product: GTP-binding protein YPTM2-like
Exons: 9
Coding region: 224-835 (203 amino acids)
Molecular function (GO): GTP binding; GTPase activity
Source: RefSeq, a predicted model, not a curated record
CUUCAAUUUGAAUCGUCCCUCGUGUUCCACCUUCAUAAAAUUUCGACCAUAUUCCGAACGGAGCCGAUAGAUUCAAAUUGAUUCGUCCCAAGUUCCAAACAGAGCCGGGAUUGAUUCCUUCUCUCUCUCUCUGCGCGAUCACAAAAAUCCAGCCAACUCUCGCCGGAAAGACAUAAACCUCUAUCGUCAAAAGGUUGGAGCGAUCCUCAUAGCAUAUACAGCCAUGAACCCUGAAUAUGACUACCUGUUUAAGCUUUUGCUCAUUGGAGAUUCAGGGGUUGGCAAAUCAUGUCUCCUUUUGAGAUUUGCUGAUGAUUCAUAUCUUGAAAGUUACAUUAGCACAAUUGGAGUCGACUUCAAAAUCCGCACGGUUGAGCAGGAUGAGAAAACCAUUAAACUACAGAUUUGGGACACUGCUGGACAAGAGCGUUUUAGGACAAUCACCAGCAGUUACUAUCGUGGUGCACAUGGCAUUAUUGUGGUUUAUGAUGUGACUGAUCAAGAGAGUUUCAAUAAUGUCAAGCAAUGGUUAAACGAAAUUGACCGUUAUGCAAGUGAGAGCGUAAACAAGCUUCUAGUUGGAAACAAGUGUGACCUCACAUCACAGAAGGUGGUGUCUUCUGAGACCGCAAAGGCAUUUGCAGAUGAGCUUGGAAUUCCUUUCAUGGAAACAAGUGCAAAAGAUGCCACUAAUGUAGAACAGGCUUUCAUGGCCAUGGCGGCUGAGAUCAAGAACCGGAUGGCAAGCCAACCAGCAAUGAACAAUGCCAGGCCCCCAACAGUUCAGAUCCGAGGACAGCCUGUCAACCAAAAAUCUGGUUGCUGCUCUACUUGAAUGGCAACAAUACUCGGUGGCUACUAUCUUACAUGUCGUCACCAUCGCGUGUUAGGACAGUUACUUGUAUUGAUUCGAAGAAGAUGGUCUCGUCGUGAUUUGCUUUUGUUGGUCUGUUGCUUCUACACUCUUUAUGACCUCCAUUCUUUCUAUACAUUGGAUUUUAAAGAACAUCACUAAAUAUGUACAAAGUAGAAAUAUUGGUGGAAAGCACAAUUUGUCUUUGUUCUUU